GAGGAGCGCGGAAUUUGAGCAAUACACCGCAGAGUUGCGGCUGCCGUCUCCGCUUGUUCGAGACAGCAACCCUAGGAAAAAGUACUGAUAAGAGGCAAUUGAGAUCAAGGGAGAAUCGCGGGAGGCCGAGCUUUAGCCCUCGUCACCGUUCUCACUGCUUCCGCGCAUCGCGACGCGCGUGUUUCUGGUACUCGAACAUCGUAGUAUAGCGCCAUGAGCGAGGUAACUUAUCUGAACUCGUGAAGAGAGAGAAGGAAACCUCGAGAUCGAGAGUCGAUUAGGUAAAAGUCGACGGGACAUUUGGGCGUGGAAGAAUAGGACGUACUCUCUGGUCUCCGAUCAUUAUCUCUGGUCGCUGCCUUGUUUUUUCGUUGCACUGUUGCUACUGCUGUUCUUCCUGACCUGAAAAGAAGAGGAGGAUAUUAUAGUUGUAACAAUGGAUGAGAGGCAUCUUGAAACUAGGCAUGAUCGUCGUGAAGAGAGGGCUGAUCCUGAUGAUUCUCCAAGAGUAGUUGAUGAUUUGGGGCUAAAUGGAGUUGAAAAGUCUAGCAAGCAUUCUGGGAGAGAGAAGGAUAGGAAGAGAAGUACCAGAGGAGAUGACAAAGACAAAGACAAGGAUCAUAGAGCGAAAGACAGAGAUAGAUCUAGGAAGGCUAGGGAUGAUGUUUCAUCCGAGAAGUUCACUGAGCAAGGCAAAGAUAGGAGCAAGGAUGUCAAGGCAAAGGAUAAAGAUCACGAUCAGGACAAAUCUAGAGAGAAGGAGCGUGAACGAGAUAAAGAUAAGGAUAAAAAGGACCGAGGGAAGGAAAAGGAUAGAGAAAGGGAGAGAGAGACUGAUAAAGAGAGGGGUAAUGAGAAGACUAGGGAUAGGGACCGAGCAAAGGAUAAGGAAAGAGAGAAAGCGAAUGAAAAGCCUAAGGAUCGAGAUAAGCCAAAAGAAAAUGAGAAAGAUGGGGAGAAAGAUAAGGGACAAGAGAAGACUAAAGAAAGAGAAUUACACCAAGGUAAAGAACGGUCAAGGGAUAGGGAUGGAAGCAAAGAUGACAUCCGAGAAGAUCUUGGGAGGCCCAAGGAUGAUAGAAUUCCAGUGGACCGGGGACAUGAUGGACAUAGAGGAAAAGUGACUUUCCGUGAGGAAGAGCAGAAAAAUGAUGAUCGCUCUUCCAGUGGAGGACACACAUCAACAUCUGCACUUAGGGAGCGUAUUAUGAAAAUGAAAGAAGAAAGAACAAGGAAAACAGAUACUGGUUCAGAAAUCCUGUCUUGGGUCAGCAGUAACCGUAAGCUCGAGGAGAAAAGGAAUGCUGCAAAGGAAAAAGCCAAGAGGCUGUCAAAAAUUUUCGAGGAGCAGGAUAACAUUGGUGAAGAAGGAAAUGACGGUGAAGACCAUUCACAUGAUUUAGCUGGAGUUAAAGUCCUAGAUGGCCUUGACAAGGUAAUAGAAGGUGGAGCAGUUGUUUUGACUCUUAAAGAUCAGAGUAUUCUUGCUGAUGGCGAUAUCAAUGAUGAGGUCGAUAUGCUUGAAAAUAUCGAAAUUGGGGAGCAGAAGCGCCGAAAUGAGGCGUACAAGGCUGCAAAGAAGCCAAAGGGCACCUAUGAUGACAAGUUCAAUGACGACCCUAUGGCUGAGAAAAAGAUGCUUCCUCAAUACGAUGAACCAGAAGAUGAGGGACUUACUUUGGAUGGUAGGGGACAUUUCAGUGGUGAAGCAGAGAAAAAACUGGAGGAGUUGCGUAGGAGACUACAAGGUGGUUCCACUAAUAAUCGUACAGAAGAUCUGAACUCAUCAGGAAGAAUCUCGUCUGAUUACUAUACUCAAGAUGAAAUGGUUCAGUUUAAGAAGCCAAAGAAAAAGAAAUCCCUGAGGAAGAAGGAUAAGUUGGAUAUAAAUGCUCUUGAAGCAGAAGCCAUCUCCACAGGGUUAGGCACUGGUGAUCUUGGUUCUAGGAGUGACAGUAGAAGGAAGGCCAGAGAAGAGCAAGAGAGAUCUGAGGCAGAAAAGAGAAAUGCUGCAUAUCAGUUAGCUUUAGCAAAAGCAGAGGAAGCAUCUAAAGCAUUACGAUUAGGACAAACAGUUUCUGCUGUUGCUGAUGAGGAAGCCAAUGAUAUGGGUAUGGACGAGGAUGAAGACGAUUAUCUCCACAAAUCUGUUGAAAGAGCAAGAAAGUUGGCUCUGAAAAAACAAGAGAAGGCUCUAGUUGGCCCUGAAGCAAUUGCUCGUCUUGCCACCACCAUUAGGAACAGUCUGACAGCUGAUGAGCAAAACCCUGCAACUGAAGAAUCACAAGAAGGCAAGGUUGUCUUCACUGAGAUUGAAGAGUUUGUUUGGGGUCUGCAGCUUGAUGAAGAUGCCCACAAGGCUGAUGCCGAAGAUGUUUUCAAUGAUGAAGAUGAUGCAGUAGUAGCUACUCAUGAGCAUAUGGAAGUUAAGGCCGGUGGGUUGCCCGAAGUAAAUGAGACAGUUAAAGAUGAAGACACUACGAUGGAGGAUGCAAAAGAGGUAGCUCCAGAUGAGAUAAUUCAUGAAGUUCCUGUUGGUAGAGGUUUAUCAGGUGUAUUGAAGCUGCUCCACGAGCGAGGGUCCCUGAAAGAAAGCAUUGACUGGGGUGGUAGAAAUAUGGAUAAGAAAAAGAGCAAGCUUGUUGGCAUUGUAGACACUGAUGACGCGAAGGACAAGGACAAGGGCAAGGAGAAGAAUAAGGAUAAGGAUAACGAUCGGUUUAAGGAUCUUCGUAUUGAGAGGAGAGAUGAAUUUGGGAGAAUCAUGACACCAAAAGAGGCAUUUAGGAAGAUCUCUCAUACAUUCCAUGGCAAGGCCCCUGGGAAAAUGAAGCAAGAAAAGCGGAUGAAGCAAUAUCAGGAAGAACAGAAGUUGAAGCAAAUGAAGAAUUCAGAUACACCUUCAUUGUCCGUGGAGAGGAUGAGGGAAGCUCAGGCGCAGCUACAGACACCAUACCUCGUUCUUAGUGGUCAUGUGAGACCUGGGCAAACGAGCGAUCCAAGGAGUGGUUUUGCAACGGUAGAAAAGGAGUUUCCUGGGGGAUUGACUCCAAUGCUUGGUGACAAAAAGGUUGAGCAUUUCCUGGGGAUAAAACGCAAGCCUGAGCACCGGGAUGACAGCGCGCCUAAGAAACCCAGAACUUGAUUAAACUUCCAUCUCUUGCUGCUACAUUACGUACCGGUCUAGUAGAGAGAAGUUUCUCGUCAGAGUAUGACCUGGUUAUUGCUCGCCGUUUUCUCUUAUGACUUUAAACAUGUUAUGAUUACCAGUGAAUUCUGAAAGUUCAGUUGCACCAAAUUUUUGCAGAGAUGGGAUGGUAUUUGGGUAAACUUUGCUGAUACUGUUGUCUGCAGUGCCCAUAGACAAUGUUGCUGCAGUAAAUACUAAAUAGUAAGUUUCAACUGAAAGAUUUUUUGUUCUUUCCCCGUCUCAAAUUGCUUUAGUUUGCCUGGUAUUUGAGCUUUGCUGAUACUGAGGUGUGGUCCUGUGGGAGUGAGAUUCUCUGGCUGCUGAUGCGGCCGAAUUCAUCGAGCUAGCUUAGUUCUGUUUGAUGUUUCCACAACGUGCUGCUCAAUAGGUCAUAGUGUUGAAUCUGUGGUGGAUAAUUAGGCAAAGUCUAUCAAGUUCUAUCUUGUGCAUUAUUUUUUACCAUUGGACACCAACAAUAGUGAAUAUAAUAGAGGUACUAACAAGUGGCUGCAAAGUCGUCGUCCCACUUUGAUCAGUGGUGCUGUACUAAUGUCGUCUUUCCCACUAGGGGUUGCAUCCAAUUUCCUCCACUUUCUAAGGUCCUCCCUGUAGGAUGCUGACAAACAAAGGAAAUCCUAUAUCUAGGAGGGUUGUUACAUUUUAGCCUUUCAAUCUGGAUUUCUGUUUUAUGGACAGGACAGGUCGAAGUUGGAAAUUACUUGCAGUUGUCAAAUUGUGUGUUUUGGUUCUUUUCAAGUUUUUGGUUUCAGUUGCUUUCUUUUCCCUGUUUUCAGAGUGACCU
Molecule: messenger RNA, 3992 nt
Organism: Linum tenue
Lineage: Eukaryota; Viridiplantae; Streptophyta; Magnoliopsida; Malpighiales; Linaceae
Source: the annotation of a GenBank genome assembly